AAGCCGCAGUUCCGGAAAGGAAACGGAAAUGUGGCAACCGCCAUUAUGUUUUACUUUUUGUUGUCAUGGAAAUAAAAAUUAAAGUUAUUAUUUAGAUGUUAUAGGAAACGCAAACGAAUUAAUUUAAUUUAUAAAAGGGAUACUUAAUUGGAUUAUUUUUAGCAAUUCUUCAUUCUUAUGAUAAGUAUACAUAUAGUGUAUCUUAUAAUAUAAUGACUGAUGUGGAAGAAUAUAAUCAGCAAAAGCCUGCGAAAACCAGCAAACAACAUAACAUAUUACCAAUAUGGGGUAAUGAACAGACUAUGAAUCUGAACCCUUUAAUAUUAGCAAAUAUCCAAGGUUCUAGCUACUUCAAAGUUCAUCUGUUCAAGUUGAAGACAUACCAUGAAGUGGUGGACGAGAUCUACUACCAGGUGAAGCAUUUGGAGCCAUGGGAACGUGGCAGCCGCAAGACGGCCGGACAAACUGGCAUGUGUGGCGGCGUACGAGGUGUGGGAGCUGGCGGUAUCGUGUCAACAGCAUUUUGCCUGCUCUACAAGCUGUAUACUCUGAGAUUGACACGCAAGCAGGUCAAUGGCCUUUUGCAACACACCGAUUCCCCAUACAUAAGAGCUCUUGGUUUCAUGUACAUUCGGUACACGCAGCCCCCAGCAGAUCUGUUCGACUGGUAUGCCGACUACUUGGAUGACGAUGAAGAGGUCGAUCCACGCGCAGGUGGUGGUGGCACCACCACCAUCGGUACGCUGGUACGACAGAUGCUAAUCAAGCUCGACUGGUUUAGCACUUUGUUCCCGAGGAUUCCCGUACCUAUACAAAAGCAAAUUGAACAGAGAUUAGCUGAGCAUAACAGACAGACUGCAGCAUCGAAGCCUGCUCCUAACUUUCGCGGUGGGAGCGGCGGCGGCGGCGGUGGCGCUGGCAGUGCAUACAACCCAGGCAGGAUGGAUACAGACCGUCGCGAGCAUGAUGAUAGGGAUAGACGAGACUAUGGCGAGGUAGACAGGUACUCUAAAGAUAAAUCAAAACGAGACGACAGGGAUAGAGAUAGAGACCGAGAGCGGGACAGCUAUCGUGACCGCGAGCGAGACAGACGCGAUCGCGAUCGCGAUCGUGACCGUGAUCGUGAACGCGAACGUGACCGCGACCGCCGCGACCGCUACAGAGAUCGCUCCCGGUCAAAGGACCGACACCGCCGAUCGCGCUCCAAAGACCGCCGCUAUAGAUAAUGUUACGUUAUUUUGUAAUACUUAAGAGGAUGACUAUUAACAGUUGUGUCUGAGAAUUGCAAUAAAUAAGGUAUGAGUAAUGUU
Molecule: messenger RNA, 1310 nt
Organism: Galleria mellonella (greater wax moth)
Lineage: Eukaryota; Metazoa; Arthropoda; Insecta; Lepidoptera; Pyralidae
Product: pre-mRNA-splicing factor 38B
Exons: 7
Coding region: 213-1226 (337 amino acids)
Cellular component (GO): precatalytic spliceosome
Source: RefSeq, a predicted model, not a curated record